CCAGCGGCGCUCCGAAUGCGCAGGCGCGUCGCGGCGGUACUCGGCGGGGCUCGGGACGCGCCAGGCGGCGAAGGUACCGGGCUGCGGCGCCUUCUGCUCCACUCGCAGUCGCCAGCGCUAUGGGCUCCUGAGGCCAGCCCAUCACUCACAGAGAUUCUCUCAGGGAGCCUGCUGCUGCUGGCCACCAUGACAGUGAGGGGGGCUGCGCUGGCCCCAGACCCAGCAUCACCCACAACUGCUGCAGCGUCACCUGGUGUCUCUGCAACCCCCGAGGGCAGUCCCACAGCCAUGGAGCAGCCCGUGUUCCUGAUGACCACCACUGCCCAGGCCAUCUCUGGCUUCUUUGUGUGGACAGCUCUACUCAUCACCUGCCACCAGAUCUACAUGCAUCUGCGCUGCUACAGCUGCCCCAAUGAGCAGCGCCACAUCGUGCGCAUCCUCUUCAUCGUGCCCAUCUACUCCUUCGACUCCUGGCUCAGCCUUCUCUUCUUCACCAACGACCAGUACUAUGUGUACUUUGGCACCAUCCGUGACUGCUAUGAGGCCUUUGUCAUCUAUAACUUCCUGAGCCUGUGCUAUGAGUACCUUGGAGGCGAGAGUGCCAUCAUGUCUGAGAUCAGAGGGAAGGCCAUCCAGUCAAGCUGUAUGUAUGGUACAUGCUGCCUCUGGGGAAAGACCUACUCCAUAGGAUUCCUGCGGUUCUGUAAACAGGCCACCCUACAGUUCUGUGUGGUGAAGCCACUCAUGGCUGUCAGCACCGUUAUUCUCCAGGCCUUCGGCAAGUACCGGGACGGGGACUUUGAUGUCACCAGUGGGUACCUCUAUGUGACUAUCAUCUACAACAUCUCAGUCAGCCUGGCCCUUUACGCCCUCUUCCUCUUCUACUUCGCCACACGGGAGCUACUCAGUCCCUACAGCCCUGUCCUCAAGUUCUUCAUGGUCAAGUCCGUCAUCUUUCUCUCCUUCUGGCAAGGUAUGCUGCUGGCCAUCUUAGAGAAGUGUGGGGCCAUCCCCAAGAUCAACUCAGCCCGUGUGUCAGUGGGCGAGGGCACUGUGGCUGCUGGCUACCAGGACUUCAUCAUUUGUGUCGAGAUGUUCUUCGCAGCCUUGGCCCUUCGGCAUGCCUUCACCUACAAGGUCUAUGCUGACAAGAGACUGGAUGCUCAAGUGCUGACAUACGGCCCAUACGGCCGCUGUGCCCCCAUGAAGAGCAUCUCCAGCAGCCUCAAGGAAACCAUGAACCCACACGACAUUGUGCAGGAUGCCAUCCACAACUUCUCACCUGCCUACCAGCAGUACACGCAGCAGUCUACUCUGGAGCCUGGGCCCACCUGGCGAGGUGGCACCCAUAGCCUUUCCCGGUCCCAUAGCCUUAGUGGUGCCCGUGACAAUGAGAAGACUCUGUUGCUCAGCUCUGAUGAUGAGUUCUGAGAGUGGACACUGUUGGGGAAGGACAGGUGCCUCCUCUAGCCUCCAGCCAGGCUGGGGAGCAGCUAGCACAGUGUUGCUGUUGCCCUUUUAUUUAUUGGACCAGAAACACUUGCAUAUCACUUCCAGAGGAACAAGCCUCAGGAAUGUGUCUACAUGGCCAACCCUUCACUACCCAGGGCAAGAGCAGAGAACACUGGCUGGAGCUGCCACACCUCUGCUGCCCAUCCUGUACUGGGGACACAUCUGGAACCAGCCAUGCCUGGGCCCAAAUGCUUGUGUGUUGGCCAGAAGCUGCAUCCUGAGCCCCCUCCCCAACAAGACAUCUGCCAAGGCUGUCAGGCUCAGCCCACCCCACAUCGUGCAAUACUCAGACCUGAUCUGAUCUUCCCACCUGCCUGCCCUUCCCUGUUCAUUUUUGCCCAGUGUGAGGUUUGUCUCAUUCUGGGCAAGGGAUGACAUGAAUGUUCUGCGGACCCUCCCCUUUUCCCAGCCUAGGCCUGCCUAGCAUGCUGCAAGGAUCGGAGCCAGACCCCAGGAGCCUCAGGGCCCAUCUAGGAAGGAUACCUCCGUGCCUGUGUGCCCUUGGGUGUUCUCAUCAUGACCACUUCUUCUGCCUCUUGGCUCUUCUGGUCUGCUGAGGACAGCCAGCAGCCUACAGUGCUCUCUCAUUUGGGUCCAGUUCUUGAUAGUUUGGGGCAGAGUCCCCCUAUCCUUUCUGACUGUGCCAGGGCUUGGGUUCCUCAAUGGAGCAGUUAGACUCCUGCUGGGUCCUGGGAAGUCUGAGUGUCUAUAUCUCCCACUUCCAGCCCACUUCCAGAGGAGGCUGGGGGAUGGUUACGCAGUGCGGGGUAAGGCAGGGGUGGUCUUAGACCCUCCUGGGUCCCCUGGCCAUCCAUGUAGGACCUGGUGUUCCACUUCCUCUGGCCCCCGGCCCAUCUCUUCUGUGCCUUAGUCACAUAUGAAAGCCCUCCCCAGUCCCCAGUCUGUCCCAGGCACUUCCUUGUUGAGCUGCAAGCACUCAGGACUCUGCGGGGCGGGCAGGCACUGGGUCAGGUGCCCUUGUCUAGGACCACCUGUUCUCCUGACUCCCUCUGCUCUCACAUCUAGAGCUGUCCGAAGGGCUGGAGCCUCCAAGGUAGGGUGGCAGAAGACCUGGCAAGUGGAAUCCAUGUAGCACUUAGGUGUGGCUUCAGCAGCCUCUUGAGGUAGAAGAGCCCUGCCUUGUGGCCUUCACUGGAAGCUCUCCCUCUGGUCAUUUCUGGAACAAACAGGUUCCUUUCUUAGGGUCCAUGGGAAGGGCCCUGAUGGGGCUGUUGCAUCCUAGCAACCUUCAUAGCUUCCUUCCUGUGCAUGUGGGAUGCCAGAGGGCAGCUCUCAGCUCCACCCAGUAGGCCUGGCCAGCUGGUUCCCAGCUUGCCCAGGAAGGCAACUGACAGGUGGGAGCUCCUUGAGGUGUGGCCAUGGCGUUCCUCCCUCCCCCCAACCGGGGAUUGCUCCCACCAGACUAUUUCUCAGACUGCCCUUCUUUCCAGGCCAAAGUAUGUUGCUGGUUCCUGUCCCCACUGUUCCCUGCCCACCCUGGCACUUGCCUGCUGUUUUGAGGGUAAAGCUGGGGGUGGGUGGGCUCAGUGGCAGGAAGCUGGUGGUCCUUGGGAACAUAGAACAGGAACCUGCACCCAACUCCCCAUUCUUUCUUUCUAGGAUGCAUAACCUAUCUUGUCUCAUUUCUUUUUUAUUUUUUUUCCAGAUAGAGUAGCUCUUUGUACAUAAAAGAAAAUACUUGAAAAUUAAUUGUAUGAUGUAUGAGAAGACAGAGCCCCCUAGUUUUGUAUCUCGUCGUGUGACUGCCGUGCGUUCCAUCAGAAAGCCGCUCUAUUUUGGUCUCUCUGAUAUUUUAAAUGCGUGAGAGAAGCAAGCAAAUAAAGUCAGGAAGAAAUAUA
Messenger RNA from Phodopus roborovskii (desert hamster), 3371 nucleotides. RefSeq names its product transmembrane protein 184B (gene Tmem184b). NCBI's taxonomy places the organism in Eukaryota, Metazoa, Chordata, Mammalia, Rodentia, Cricetidae. The record is from RefSeq and is a predicted model, not a curated record. Gene Ontology annotation, molecular function: transporter activity. Gene Ontology annotation, biological process: transport. The transcript has 10 exons. Bases 16 to 1431 code for a protein of 471 amino acids.